This is a messenger RNA of Python bivittatus (Burmese python), 2059 nucleotides long. It is a transcript of the gene NUDT9, whose product is annotated as nudix hydrolase 9. Gene Ontology annotation, molecular function: ADP-ribose diphosphatase activity. The record is from RefSeq and is a predicted model, not a curated record. NCBI's taxonomy places the organism in Eukaryota, Metazoa, Chordata, Lepidosauria, Squamata, Pythonidae. Gene Ontology annotation, cellular component: mitochondrion.
GCACUUUCGUGGCAUUGGCAGGAGUUGGUGUCUUUUUUUGAAGGGGCGGAAGAAGUGCAGAGAAGUAGCCACUGGGUAAGAGGAGGAAAUAGGCAGGUGUUCAGCCAUUAGCCAAUCACGAGUCGGCGAUUUGUUUGAAGGCGGGAUCACGCGAUAAAGAGGCGGAAGGAAAUUUGACAGGGUAAUGAAGACGUGAAGACAGCAUAUAUCACACUCAAUUUUUUCCUAUUUGGUGUCCUUUUCUGCAUUUGGUGUUUUUCUGAAGAGGCCAGCUCCUUGUGAACUCAUUUCAUGGAAUGGCAAGAGGUUUCUUGGCCCAAACCAUUACUGUAGUUUCUCUUUCUGUAACUCUUUCAGUUGUUACUGCAAAGUCCUGCCACAAUUUCUCUCCAGUAUUCCAGAUAACAAGGAAUCUUGCUUACAGCUCAUCUGCACAUCGCUGGUUCCAUAGCGAUACAACUAAAAUGUCAGAUUGUAAGGAGCCAAAAGAAAAUUUGCAUAAGAAAGCUAGGACAUCCCCAUAUCCAGGAUCAAAAGUUGAACGCAGCCAAGUACCUAAUGAUAAAGUGGACUGGUUGAUCAACUGGAAGAACUACAGCCCUGUGGAAUAUACAGCACCAAGUGUUUUGGCAGGACCUAAAUGGGCAGAUCCAGAGAUUGGAGCCAAAAACUUUUUUCCAAAGUUCAACGAGAAGGAUGGGGAAGUGGAAAGGAGGAGCCACAAUGGUUUAUAUAAAGUGGAAAAUGGGAGGCCCAGGAAUCCUGUAGGCAGGACAGGAUUGGUGGGACGAGGUCUGCUGGGAUGUUGGGGACCCAAUCAUGCUGCCGAUCCUCUAAUAACAAGAUGGAAGAGAGAUGGCAGUGGCAAUAAAACAGCUCAUCCAGUAUCUGGUAAAAACAUCUUACAGUUUAUUGCAAUCAAAAGGAAGGACUGUGGAGAAUGGGCCAUUCCUGGGGGAAUGGUAGAUCCAGGGGAGAAAUUAUCUGCUGCUCUAAAGCGAGAAUUUAGUGAAGAGGCCUUGAACUCCUUACAGAAAACUAAGGCCGAGAAAGAAGAGAUGGAAAAACACCUGAAUAGAUUGUUCAGUCAGGAUCACUUUGUGGCUUAUAAGGGGUAUGUGGAUGAUCCUCGUAAUACUGACAAUGCUUGGAUGGAAACAGAAGCAGUAAACUAUCACGACGAAUCUGGUGAAGCAAUGGGUAAUUUGCAUCUGGAAGCAGGAGAUGAUGCUGGGAAAGUGAAAUGGGUGGAUAUUAGUGAAAAACUUACACUGUAUGCCAGCCACUCUGACUUUGUCAGACUUGUAGCGGAGAAAAGAAGAGCUCACUGGAAGGAAAAUCCUAACUUUUGUUGCCAUGAUGGGACUAACAUCAAACCAUAAAUUAAAUCUUGUCAUUUCAGAUGGUAAUUUAGUAAAAGAAUGGGAGAUAAACGCUGCUUUAGGAUAUUGUUAGUGCAUGAUUUAAAACUGCAAGAUUUUAAACAUAUUCCUAACUCUUGUGUUGAAAUCAUUGGAGCUUAAAUAUGCUUAGCAUUAGUUACAUCAUACCUUUUCUUUUUAAUCAAGUCAUAGUACUAAAGAAUUGGAUAUAUCAGUUCUAUACCUGUUCUGUAUGGAAAAUAAAUGAGUAAAGUUGAGGGUUUUGUGGUUCACCGAUAAUAUUGUUGAAAGAUAUGUACAGCUGCUAAAAUCCUCUGUUGUUCUCAGGCACUGAUAAUAUUUUGCUGAUUAGAUAACAGCUGAAUGAUAACUGAUUCUAUAGUGCACAUUAGCAUCCUUAGGUUUCACAUCUUUUUUUCUUACUAAUAGUAAUAAACUUUGCAUGAUAAUGCUAUAUUCUUUCUAGGAUAAUAAGACAAAUAAAGCUGCAAUGCUGUGCAUGCAUAUCAGAGAAUAAGCCCAAUUGAACAUUUAUUUCUGAGUCAGAAUCUGAAUUGAUGUAAUGUUCAUUACUGUCUUACUGGGGGGUUGUGUAAUCAUAUGGCUUUCAUUUUAACACAUUGAUCCUACUGUAAUUAAAAAAAAGGUGAAUGGGAAAGAUUACAUAUAAUUGAAGG